Serpula lacrymans var. lacrymans S7.9 is the source of this 291-nucleotide messenger RNA. RefSeq lists its product as uncharacterized. The transcript is spliced from 2 exons. NCBI's taxonomy places the organism in Eukaryota, Fungi, Basidiomycota, Agaricomycetes, Boletales, Serpulaceae. The coding region runs from base 64 to 243 and encodes 59 amino acids. The record is from RefSeq and is a predicted model, not a curated record.
GCAGACAUGGUGAAAAAAUUGUGAUUCAAGCUCAGCAUUCAGGGCAUCACAAUCUUCGGCACUAUGUUCACCCACUAUGACUAUGACCUGCAGCUAUACAGAGGGCGAGAUUGUGACAUGGUUUUGUUUUUACAACAGUAUGACCUCGCAUGGCUUUGGCAGUGUUUGAUCAUGAUUUUUGAAUGGUUGAACACCGAGUCACCGACCUCUAGGCGAUUGCCAGAAAGUGCUCGCAAGUACUAACUAGUCUUUUGCAAUUGCCAAGGUCUUUUCACGGAAGGCUUGCUUGAG